This is a messenger RNA of Synchytrium microbalum, 2031 nucleotides long. RefSeq lists its product as uncharacterized. Gene Ontology annotation, biological process: signal transduction. The record is from RefSeq and is a predicted model, not a curated record. Gene Ontology annotation, cellular component: cytoplasm; cytoskeleton. The transcript is spliced from 13 exons. Bases 1 to 2031 code for a protein of 676 amino acids. NCBI's taxonomy places the organism in Eukaryota, Fungi, Chytridiomycota, Chytridiomycetes, Synchytriales, Synchytriaceae. Gene Ontology annotation, molecular function: GTPase activator activity; protein binding.
AUGGCGACCAUAACUAGACUACCUCCACCAGAACAACCUGUUUUAUCACCGACAUCAACAUCAGGCGCGAAUGGAGAUGACGCUGCCUUUGUCGAAAUUACUGACCCGCAAUCUGGAAAAGUAUUCUUUGCCAACGUACUCACUGGUGACUGUACCUGGGAUCGCCCUCUUGGCAAAAUCAAGCCAAAGGAUCCAUCUGGAAAUGAGUGGUGGGAGUUAUACGAUGAGAAUCACAAGUUGCCCUACUACUAUAAUACCAAGACGAAACAGACCGAGUGGGUCAAGCCAACAGAAGGCACAAUCCUCCCACUGAUUGCCAUACAGAAUUCCGCGAUUGGAAAACAAGUAUCUGGUUCCUUUAACAGGCCAGCAUCAGCACAGAGUACCACUAGCAGCACCAUGUCCAUGGCUCCUACAGACAGAGAUGCUCCCAGUUCGGCUGCCUUUGGCGACGGCAUUUACACACCACGAGGGGGUCCAUCAAAGACUGGAACACUUCGACCACUAGACGUUCCAACUUUACCUGCCUUGAGAACAGGUGACGCAGCACAAAAGGCUAAAACGUUGGGUAUUAGUGAUCCAACUGCUAAUCCUGAUGCACAAGCACGAAUGGCAGUCCCACAAUUUAGCGCUCCAUCUCCUACCAUACUAUCCCCUCCAAGCACAACCGGCUCGUACUCCACCGCUCACGAAAUCAUUACACCAUUCACUCCCACAUUCCCUGUCGCAUCUUCAUCUGCAGCCAGCUCGGCACCUCCCAGCGCCUAUCCUUCAUCGUCAAACGCCAGUGUCCCUCAAACACCAUCCAACAAUGGUCCACCACCAGGAUUUGCUAAACUCCCCCACGAUUUAAAAGCCCACAUUAAUCAAUUCAAGAUUGAAGGGUUUGCUCAAAAAUACUUUUCGGAACAUCGUCGUGGUCUAUUCCGUCGGAAAGUACCAAUGACGAGAAUGCUGAAGUACCAGAAAGAUCCAAUUAGAGCACCACUCAUGGUUUUAAAUAAGAACUUUCACAAGGACUCGCUCAAAACUUUUAGAUAUAUUCAAAAGAUUAUGACACCAGGUCCUCAGAAUCCAUUGACAGAGAUACAAGCAGUGUUGGAUCGGGGUAUUAUGAUUGGCGGUUUACGUGAUGAGAUAUAUGUACAGAUUUGCAAGCAAAUGACAGAUAAUCCAAGCAUUGACUCGGUCAUCAAGGGCUGGAUGUUACUAUGUGCUAUAACAAUUGCCUUCCCUCCUUCAAAGAACUUUGAAGACUACAUGAAGAGUUUCAUUGAAGGAAACAUUGGCCACAAAAAUGAACGUAUAGAUCUACUAGCCAAACACUGUCAAAAGAAAUACCUCCGAAUUUGUAAAACGGGUCCUCGUGGUAAAACACCCACCAUAACAGAAAUUGAACGUGCUCAGGAAGCACCAUUCGUAAAAGCACUAUUCGGUGAAACACUGGAUGAAAUCAUGAGAACACAAGAAGAGCAAUUCCCUGAUUUGCCUAUACCACGAGUACUACCAUUUUUGGCUGAUGCUAUCUUGAGCAUGAAUGGAUGCAAGACGGAGGGUAUCUUCCGCGUUCCUGGUGACGCUGAUGCUGUAACGGACCUUAAAUGUCGUUUGGAAAAGGGGAACUAUGAUGUUUCUGGUAUCACCGAUGCCAAUGUACCUGGCUCAUUGCUCAAAUUCUGGCUACGUGAUUUAGCAGAUCCUCUAAUACCUUCUGAAUACUAUGCCGCAUGUGUUGAGGUUGGUGCUGAUGAAAACAAGGCAGAUGCUGGUGCACGAGCUGUUGCUAUUGCAGACUCGCUACCAGAAUAUAACCGUCGUGUUGUGUAUUAUGUUAUUCGGUUCUUACGGGUUAUCGCUGAACCACAAAACCACGCUAUUACGAAAAUGACACAUCAGAAUAUUGCUAUGGUGUUUGCACCCAACUUUUUACGUUGUCCAAGUGAGGACCCAACUGUGAUUUUCAACUCUACCAAAUACGAGCAAGGAUACUUACGAGUGUUGCUUACUGUCCCAAACCUUCCAACACAUUAA